CUCGUUCAUCACGCAGAACAAAUCUCACGACCUUCGUCGAGCACCAUGUCCGGCGACAUGGCGCCGCACGUCGUGGAAGACUUCUCUGGCGUCGUCCAGCUCCUCAGCGACGGCACCGUCGUCCGCGGCGACGGCGCCGCCCUCCUCCCGUCGCUGGAACCGAACCACGACGUCCCUGGCGUCCAGUGGAAGGACGUCGUGUACGACGCGGCGCACGGCCUCAGGGUCCGCGUGUACAGGCCCACCGUCGGCGAUGGAGGUAAGCUUCCCGUGCUUGUCUACUUCCAUGGCGGUGGCUACUGCAUCGGCGCCGUCGAGGAGCCCAACUUCCACACCUUCUGCCUCCGCGCCGCCAGCGAGCUCCCGGCCCUCGUGCUCUCCGUCCAGUACCGCCUCGCCCCCGAGCACCGCCUCCCCGCGGCCAUCGACGACGGUGCGGCUUUCUUCUCCUGGAUAAGCGGCCAGGCCGCGCUCGGCGCGGGCGCGGAUCCAUGGCUCGCUGAGUCAGCCGACUUCGCACGGACGUUCGUCUCCGGCGUGUCGGCCGGCGCCAACUUGGCCCACCACGUCACGGUUCGCCUCGCCUCGGGGCAACCCGUGGUCGACCCGGUGCGCGUCGCCGGGUACGUCCUCAUCGACGCGUUCUUCGCCGGGGUCGAGCGCACGGCGUCGGAGGCCAGCCCGCCGGCCAACGUCUCCCUGACCGUCGAGAUGGCCGACCAGCUGUGGCGCAUGUCGCUGCCGGUGGGGGCGACCAGGGACCACCCGGUGGCGAACCCGUUCGGCCCGGACAGCCCCAGCCUGGCGCUGGUCGCGCUCCCGCCGGCGCUCGUCGUGGCGCCCGGGGGCGACGUGCUCUACGACCGCGUGGUGGACUACGCGGCGAGGCUGAAGGAGAUGGGGAAAUCGGUCGAGCUCGCGGAGUUCGAGGGAGAGCAGCAUGGCUUCUCUGUCCUCCAACCGUGGAGCCCAGCGUCCAGCGAGUUCAUCCGAGUCCUCAAGCAGUUCAUGGAAAAGACGGCACGCCCAGGCCCAGCUCAGAUUUGAAAAGGACAAGCGAUUUACUUAUAUUUAAACAUUUGUAUUUUUGUUUGGGUCAAAGGCUGUAAUAGCACAAUGUCUUAUUUACUGGUAAUUUUA
Molecule: messenger RNA, 1140 nt
Organism: Oryza brachyantha (malo sina)
Lineage: Eukaryota; Viridiplantae; Streptophyta; Magnoliopsida; Poales; Poaceae
Product: probable carboxylesterase 15
Exons: 1
Coding region: 46-1047 (333 amino acids)
Molecular function (GO): hydrolase activity
Source: RefSeq, a predicted model, not a curated record